CCUCUCUCGCGAUUCCCGAACAGAGAAGUAUAAAAGCCGAAAACCAUCCAUCCUUUGGUAUCACUCACAUUACAAACUCACAAGAUCGAACGAAGUACCGAUCAACCAAGCAACAAUGGCCUUCAAGUUCGUCGCUUUCGUCACCCUGAUCGCCGCCGCUAAUGCCGGCGUGAUUGCGCCCGCCGCUCCCUUGGCAUAUGCCGCGGCCCCCGCUGCACACCUGGCUUACGCAGCAGCCCCCGUCGCCAAGGCCGUGGUGGCUAAGACCAUCGAGGCCGACUACGAUCCGCAUCCUCAGUACAGCUACGCAUACGAUGUGCACGACAGUUUGACCGGCGACGCCAAGAGCCAGCAGGAAACCCGCGACGGCGACCUCGUCCAGGGUAGCUACUCCCUUCUGGAGGCCGACGGCACCAGGCGCAUAGUCGAUUACACCGCUGACUCAGUCAAUGGAUUCAACGCCGUGGUACGCAAGGAACCCGCCGCAGUCGCCGCCGCACCCCUCGCCUACGCCGCAGCCCCCGUCGCCAAAAUCGCUGCCCCCCUGGCGCACGCUGCUCCCCUCGCCUAUGCCGCACCCGUAGCUAAAUUAAGCUACCAAGCCGCCCCAGCCAUUGCUUAUAGUGCACCCAUCGCCAAGAUCGCCGCGGCGCCCGCCGCUUUCUCCUAUGCCGCCCCCGCUGCCUACCUCCACUGAACUGUGACCUGAUCGCCAUUUAGGAACAUAUUUGUCGAAUAAAUUUCGCUUCUUUCAGCAAAUAUAUAUAAAUCGUAUAAAGAGAGUUAUAUAUUAUCUUUGCCUGUUUUCAAUGUACUUUAUUCGGUAAUUAAAUUGAACGUUGGAGAAAAGUAAUCUCUGAUUUAGAUUAUAGAAUUAUUAACUGCGUUUCUAAAAAAAUUAUUAGGAAUUUUUAUAAGACUUUUUUU
Cataglyphis hispanica is the source of this 927-nucleotide messenger RNA. Its product is annotated as larval cuticle protein A2B-like. The record is from RefSeq and is a predicted model, not a curated record. Gene Ontology annotation, cellular component: extracellular matrix. The coding region runs from base 116 to 697 and encodes 193 amino acids. Lineage: Eukaryota; Metazoa; Arthropoda; Insecta; Hymenoptera; Formicidae. The transcript has 2 exons.